Haemonchus placei is the source of this 2871-nucleotide messenger RNA. Lineage: Eukaryota; Metazoa; Nematoda; Chromadorea; Rhabditida; Trichostrongylidae. The record is from the annotation of a GenBank genome assembly.
AUGACCGAAGACGAUCGACAUGACUCAGAUGGUGAUCGAGAAAUGUCUGAUUCAGAUUCCGAAAGCGAGCUAGAUCCUUUGGAAUACGAAAAAAGGAGGGAUGUAGUACUCCGACAGAUUGUUUUAUCCGAGAGCCAAUUUAACAAGCUGAAAAUCUGUUUAAGAGACGCGAAAAUUCGGCAGUUGAUGAAACGACGGCAGGAUGUGAUCAAUCAAACUGAUCCAGAAUUUCUAGUAAAGCAUCGUGAACUUCUGGAAGAAUUUGAUGCACGAAAUAGGCUUACCGAAGCUAUUCGUACGCUUGAAUUAGACUCAUUAGAACGGCGGACAGUUGGCUUGAAGAAAAUUGCUGAAACCAAUCAAAAUGAUAAUAAAAUUAUAGCUCAGGAGAAAUUGAGGGAGAAAAUUUUGGAUGAAAUCAGGAGCGAGCGAGAACGUCAGCUUCAAGAGAGGAUCGUGAAAGCAUAUUUACUUGAUGACCGCUUCGACGUGAAGAUUGGGCCACCAAACGGUACGUGUCAUCCACCGCCCUCCAAACGACCUCGAUACAGAAUGCCUGUAGUAUUUCAUAAACUGACUGAGGACCAAAUAGAGGCGGAUAUUCGUUCUGUCGAUCUAGCCAUCCUAAUUUCCGAAUUAAAAGAGGAAGCAGCAAAGGAAACCGAUACUUUUCGAUCUCUCCGAAUGGCUAAUUCGGAGCUACGGGAGCUGCUCGAUCGAGCUGCUCGGAAGCUCGAUCUGCCAUUCGAUAACCAGGAGCCAAUCGACAUUACGAAGAGGUUUUUUGAGGACUGCUCUCAUUUAGCAUUGGGUGAGGUUGUUCGGUACGACUCAUUCACUCUUGGAGAAGCAAUGAGCGCGGUAGAAUUGAUGGAUGAGAAAAUGGAUAUUGGCAUGAAGAAAGUGACAAGGAAAAUGGGUCUUGAGGAAUCGAUAGCAAAGGGACUAUAUGAAUCUUCUUUGGGUGAACAACUGAUUAUUUACGAUGCGACAUUAUGCACGUUUGUUACCUGGCUUGAAGGCAGUUGCAUAGGGCAGACGUUAUGGACAAAUGUUCUGCUUACGGACCCGGAACGUGUUCGUUUCGAAGACCAUCCCGUAUUUGCUUGUCUUUCUCAUGGAUUCUAUCAUAUUGUGAUGCAAGUUAAAAGUAUUAUACAGAAUGCCAGCGUUUAUGAAGAGGAAGACUUCAAUCCGCAUUUACCUUUUCCUUGUACUUCUCAUUAUCCGAUGCAUGAGGUUAUACAGUUGAUGAAAGAUAUUGAACUUGACCUUGUUCGACGUUCUGAAGAAACGGAUAAAGAUGAAGAGAAGACAAAGCUUCUUACUCUGUCUUCUCGUAUAGCAUUUAUGCGGAUAUUUCUGGUCACACUCACUUUUUUGGUACCUCCCAGAAAACCAGAGGAGUGGCGUACAGAUUCUUCACAAAUGCCUCCUCUAGAUGCACUAGGUUUCACAGCUGAUUUGGAUGCCGCGACAAGUGCAGCCUCUAAACUCGUUUUGUUGUCGUCAAAGUUUUUAGAUACUUCUGUACAUGAAUGUGCACCACGACCGAAUGGCAUUGAGCGCGAUGGAGACUUUUCAUGGUUGAUCGCAUUUGAACCGGAGUUAAACAGACAGUACUUACCGUCCACGUUCCCUCGAAAAAUUGAGAUACUUCCUCGAGAAAAAGCAUUACCGCAUCUCCAUCGUAUUUCAUGCAAGAUACAUUUUAUGGCAUCGCAAUUGAGGAAUAACUUAGCGGAUUCAAAUAGUCUUGUUGAAUUUAUGAAAUGGUUCAGUUAUGAUGAUAGUUGUGUUUUAACUCGAUCAAUACUACAGAUGGUCGUAUAUCCACUCGAUGACAAUGUAUUGGGCACUCAGCCUACUGCGCUUUUCGUGGAAAGCACGCCUUUGUAUGACAACGAAGAUUGCCGUAAAGUCGUUGAAGACUUCACAAUGAAUGCCACCAGGGUUAUGCUUAGUCUGUAUCAAAACUUUGGAUUCAACCUUGCUCGUCAAAGAGAUAAGUUGGUAAUCAUACUGGAAGAAUUUAAUGAGUUGCACGAAGAUGCUUGCCGGGCAGAUGCUGUAUGCAGGGAUAUUGUUCCUGUUCACAACAAGUAUAAUCCAUUUGUUACUUUUGUUUUUACACAAACUCUGUCAUUAGUUGUUUACCACAUGGAACUGAGUUUUCGGCUUGAACUAUUUGCACCUUUCGAAUUUACCUACAUAUACUGGUUUUAUGGAGAAGUUGUUGGGCGGUGGUAUAUGACAUCUAUCGAGAAAACUCGUGAGCUAAUGAGAGACACGCUGAGGAAAGAAAGCGAACUACAUGAACAAGGACGGAAAAAUAAAAAGAAGGUCAAGCCUCGCUUCAAUUAUGAAGAGCAUUUUCGUAAUCGUUCUGCUGUUUGGCAGGAUCAACUAAUUUUGAGAUACGGUCAUUCAGCGAUGGCGGACGCUACAUUUCACAUAGCUGUAGCACUGAUUCAAAUGGGACAAAUUCGGGUCCCCGUAUGGAAUGAGGAGUCCGAGCGUCUUCGCUUUGAACAUCGUAUGGCUUUUCUAAUAAGCAUAGGCGACCCUCUUCAUGUUACCUAUGAGGAAUUUCUCUCUCGGAGCAGAGUGCGAGAGCUUCUUGACGGAGAUAUCAGUGUUCCACUCCAACGUGCCAUUGACACCUUCGAAUUAGCGCGAAGUCAAUUCGAGAAGUUGGUUGAUCGGAAUGAGUUUACGAUUCAUAUCAAGCCCUUGAUUCUGGUGUGCCGAACGAACGUCGUGGUCGCUCGCCUCCUUCUGGCCGGUAAUGUAAGGGAUCGCCGUGUGACAUUCAAUUUUAUGCCGGAUUCACCAAUAUUCCCCAUUCUCAAGCUAGUUGCGGGAAAAUAA